UAGGAACCUAGGGGCGGCCUCACGUGUGCCUGGGGGGUCGGUUUAGGGACGGGCCGGAAGUGCCGAGAGCGCCGUCGGGAUGUCAGUUUGAGUCCCCUGGUUCCGGUCCAGGGAGGUGCGCGGGACGCUCCGCGCGGCGUGCAGGGUCCGGAGAGAGACGAGCGGGUUGCGCCCUGGGGGUGAGGAGGCGCCGGGAUGCGGAGUCCGUGCCCGGGGCUGCUGCGGGCGCCGGCCGGCCGGCCGCCCUCGCGCCACCUCCACGCGCACCUGUGUUCCAGCUCCCCUGAGCACCUGGCGCCGCCCCGCCGCCCGCAGGCUAUGUUUCUGGCGCGCCUGACCUCGCAGCUGCUCAGGGUCGUUCCCCGGGCAGGCUGCAGUCGUCUGGGGCCUGUCUCGGAAGUGUUGGGCAGCCAUGCCUGCAGGCCUUGCUGCAGCACACAGCCAACAGGCCCAAGCGGGGUUGCCUCCCUCCCCGGCAGGGGGAUCCAGCUGGAGCUCGAGCAGAUGUUGGUCCCCAGGAAGAUGUCCAUCAGCCCUCUGGAGAGCUGGCUGACUGCCCGCUACCUCCUUCCCAGACUGGAUGCUGGAGCUUCAGCCCAGCUUUACAAGUGUCCCCCUAGCCAGGUAGGGGAAGGUGCUGAGCAGGGGGGUGAGGGGGUCUGGGAUGCAUCCUGGAUGCAGUGCAAAAACAUACUGAAGAUCCGCCGGCGGAAAAUGAAUCAUCAUAAGUACCGCAAGUUGGUCAAGAGGACCCGGUUCCUGCGAAGGAAGGUUCGGGAAGGACGCCUGAAACGGAAGCAGAUGAAGUUCGAGAGAGACCUGAGGCGCAUCUGGCUUAAGGCAGGCCUGAAAGAAGCCCCUGCAGGCUGGCAGACUCCCAAGAUCUACUUGAAAAGCAGAUGAGUCUAGUGUUCUGUCUGCCCCUGUUACUGCUGGUGACCUGUUGUAAUAAAUACUGAGAGAGCUUGGCCGGCCUGGCCUGUAUUCCACUUACUGUGAGCUAUCUUGGGAUUGAGAACCCCAGAUACCUACCAGCCUCUGAUGACCUAGGAGGCAUGAGGGCCCCAGAGUGGUGCUGGGCCUGCAGGAAUGACAGACUCCCUGCUCAGGACUGUGUGCUGUGGCAGUAGCUGUGAACAGGCUCAGCUCUCCUCUUAGGCCCACUGUUGGAUACAGGCCCUUGAAGCACACACAAGGUGGUUUAGAUGCCAAGGGACAGUGCUAGGGGCCAGGGAGUGCCCAGGCUGAGGUGAGGUCUGGUUAGGUUAUAUUUGAUGAGUGGGUCCAGAGAGGGCCUCACUGGGGAGACGGGAGGGGAGGGAGGCGGAAAGGCCCUGGUGCCCCCAGAGAUGAUGGACAGUGCCCUGUAGGACUUGGGCCUCAAGUGGCCCUCAACCACCCUGCUCAGCUAGGGCUGGGGACCCCUGGCCUGCUGUAGGCUUCGUGGCCUGUACCACUUCCUAGCACCCUGAGGCAGGUGGCAUGGAGGCAAGUCACGAAGGGAUGUGCUCUGGCAGGUUCCGGGCUGAGGAAGGGAACUGCUCAUGGAGCCGGGAAGCCCUGGAACUUUGUUUCCUCCCCAGCUUCAAGAGGCGGCCCCUGCCUUUUUAUCAAUGGGACCUCCAUCCUGUCCCCCAAGCCCGUGGGAUUUGCAGCCCCUUCUCCCUGUUGUCUCCCCCGAUCUAGCCCUGGAUACCCUCUGAGCGGCAGGGCAGAGCCAAAUAAGGUUGUACACAGAUCAACGUGAAGUACCAGACCGCAGCUCCUGCGUCACCCACCCAAGCUGGCCGUACAGAUGGCAGCCUUACCCCUUCGGUGGAUCUCUCCACUUGCCAGGCCGGCCUGCACCUCCCAGUGUAGCCACGUCACACUUAAAUACUACAGGCCUUGGGUACAGAAAGAUUCACCUCUUUUCUCUUUUCUCCUACAACUGCUUGUUUUUCCUGUUUGGUUUUUCCUUUUGCACAUUUUUCUAUGUACCACUAAUUCAGCCACAAACUUGUCGACAGUAUAAAAACUCAGUUUGUUCCAACUA
This is a messenger RNA of Manis javanica (Malayan pangolin), 2035 nucleotides long. RefSeq names its product aurora kinase A interacting protein 1 (gene AURKAIP1). The record is from RefSeq and is a predicted model, not a curated record. Gene Ontology annotation, cellular component: mitochondrion. Lineage: Eukaryota; Metazoa; Chordata; Mammalia; Pholidota; Manidae.